Paramecium pentaurelia is the source of this 762-nucleotide messenger RNA. NCBI's taxonomy places the organism in Eukaryota, Ciliophora, Oligohymenophorea, Peniculida, Parameciidae. The record is from the annotation of a GenBank genome assembly.
AUGAUAAGCUUGAGCCUUAAACAAUCUAAAAAGCAAAAAUAUAAGUCUGUUAGUUCAGAUGAAAGAUAACAAAUUAUCAAACUGUUUUUGGAAAAUGCAUAUUCUGCUAACUAAGUAUUUUAAAUUUAUAGUACAGAUAGCUAACCUUACAGGCCAUAAUUUAUCAACUAUUAAAGCUAUAUACAGAAUAUAUAAAAAUGAAGGUAGAAUAUAUAAAAAAGAAAAGAGAGAUAAACAAAUCAAAAUAAAACAAAAUGUUAUUGUGUUAGUGGUUGAUGAAAAGUACCCAAUUUAUACUAUAAUUGUAGAACAAGACAUAUGAAUAUUAUAGCUAAAUAAUAAUAAAAACAAGAAUUAAUCAUAAAGAAUGAAGAAAUUCCUUAUUUAUCAUUUGAGAAUACAAUUAAUGAGACUUUUUUAAAUUCUGCUGGUGAUGUCCUUAAACAUUUAGAUAGUUUGGAAUCAAAAUAAUGCUUCAAUUAAACAAUAAAAAAGGUCAAGAUUCAAAGUUUAGAGAUCAAAGACUUUCAAGAGAUUAAAGAAAACACAAAUCAAGUUAAAGAGAGAAUUAAGAUUUAAUCUUAAAUUUAAUAAUUUCGAAAUCUUUUUUCUUCAUAAGAAUUGCCAAAUAAGCAAAAAAAAUAGCCCUCACUUCCCAAAAACCUUUAAUUAUAACCAAAUUCAAAUAUAUCUGACCUUAAAAAUAUUUUAGAAUUCUAAAUUAAUGACUAUUUUCAAAAAUCUUCUAAUGAUAAUUUUUGA